AUGCGGACUCCAGGCGGUGCGUCGUCUGCGUCUGCGUCUGCAUCUGCUGGACCGACAACGGGGGUUGGUAUACCUCUUGGAUCCAAUACUUCGACUCUUACGAAUGAUGUACCCGCGUCGAUUGGUCUCUUGACCCCCGCACCCACUUCAACGUCGUCGUCGCAUGUUGGAGCCCCUGGUCCUUUGGGCGCGGGCGGUGUUUUGAAUCCUGUACCAUCACCUUAUGCAUCGCUGCUCACACCCGCACCAUCGGGGUACAACUCGAAGUUUAUUCCAUCACAUCUAUCGACGGAGCCAGUGAUACUCGAUCCACACGACCCGUUUCGCUAUCCGCGCGAGCACGUUUUGAACAUUUGGCGAGCGGGGAUUGUGGCGAAUGGAGGUCCCGGGUGGCGAUUACCGCUCGAGGUGGAAAAACAUGAAGGUGUCGUCUUGGACGAGGAGCGGGUGCCCAUAUGUUCAAGAGAAAUGACCGAUGCCGAGGCAAAAUUGUACAAUGGUGCAUCGCUCAACUCGCGUCGACCAUCCAUGUCCCAUGCGAAUUCACAUGCGAGCGGACGAGGGUCGUAUUCGGAGAGAGAUGGCGAGUUGGGGAUCGGUGGGCGGAGAGGCAUGAGUGGUGAUGGACUUUCGAUGAAUCUUUCUGGAGCCGGGCUGAGAGGCGGGGCAUUGGGGGGCCCCGCAAGUCCGUUACGCGAGCGGUUUUCUCGAAGAGAUUCUGGCGGAACGACGCAGCCAUAUCGACCUAGGCAGUUGGCCUCGACUGCGUCUCCACUCGACGGGACGCCGCCGCUCGUCUCGCCACGGACGGCUUCGUCUGGAUUUGGCUUUGGUGGUGGGCCAGGCUUUGAGGGCGUGUUGAGUGCGGGCGAAGGGUGGGGUGGGAGGAAACGAGGCGCGCUGAGCGCGGCUGGCAGGGGGCUUUCCUAUCUCAAGGAAAUACAAGAAAAGGGGACCGCAGGCAAAGACGAUGUCGAAGCAGCGACGCAGGAUGCGGAUGCACCUCUUGAACCCCACUCAGAGUCGCCUGAAGCUCAACAUGCAAAUGGGGCGAAUGCGAACGAUGGGACGAGGAAGAGCUCUGAUGGAGAGGAACCGGCUUUUGAAAAUUGGGAAGAUGAUCCGGAUAUUGUCGACAAUGCGACUACUGCUGCGGCGACGAACGGACAUGGCACGGUGGCAGAACCCACAAAUCCUGUUCAAGAGCCGCCAAAGCCCCCACCGAAUCCUGCAGAUGUCAAGUGGUUGUAUCUGGACGAUCAGCAGGUCACUCAGGGUCCUUUCACCCCUCAAGAUCUCACUCAGUGGCUUGCUAGUGGAUGGUUGCGACCCGACUUGCGGAUGACGAGGCCCGAUCACGAUGCAGAGUACCUGACGCUGAUCGAAUGGAAGACGAAGAUGUUUGGUCAAGGCAUCACCGACGAAUCCAUGGUCUUCUUUACCUGGUACGAACCCGUUCGCAAGUCGCCAAAGGUUGUGGAUCCACCUCUUCCCCCACCUCCUGGUCUUGCAAUGCCGCAACCAAACGCGUUUGCUCAGAACAUUGCGUCAAUACAGCAGCAGUCAAUGUAUCCGCCCUAUCCAAAUGGUCAUGGAGGCGGUGCACCAUCCGAAACGGAGACGAGCAAAUCAGAGACGCCGUCCGUCUUUGACCUGUUGCGCAAAGGAGACACCAAGGGAUCCCAAACACCCUCUUCUGUCUUUGGUGGAUCAGGAGAAGGCGUCUUUUCGCAUUCGCCCGUCGGUUCGAAUCGCCUGCCGAUGAGAACGCCCAUGCUGGAUCCUGCGGUGGGAAUGAACAGUCCAGCAACCGGUCGAGCGAUCCCCCACAGUGGUAGCUUUGAUGCAGCAAAUGGACUCGUUGGCGAUGUCACGGGUCUUCGGAUGCCGUUUAGUGCUGCGGCGCUCAAUCAACCACUCGGGGGAGCUUCCUCUUUUGGCCAACCGGUGGCGAAUGGAAUGGUGUAUAAUCCUUACAUCGGCGGUCCACAUCGAGCGACAAAUGCGUAUUAUCCACAGGAUGCUGCGAGGGUCGGCACCUCGUCCUUUGGGGGUACUCCAGCAUCGCAUAGUCUUCACAAUGACCUGAACCCACUGGGUGUUGCAGGUCUCUAUUCACAAUCUAUUCUUGGACGUGGCUCGCAAGACCUUCAUAGCUCGCCGAGCGCUCAGUGGCAGAGGACGCAUGCUGGCCAACCUUAUGGAUUUGGUGUGGGUGAUCAGACCAAUUCUACAACGUCGAGUCUGUCAAACAUGCAGCGCGCAACGUUUGGUGGACGUCGAUCGCCCUCACCGUCUAACCAAGCAAGUGUCUCGAGCGCUCUCGGCGGAGAGGUCUACGAGGGAGCAAUUGGGGCUCAACCCAGGAAUUUGGUGAGAAAGAUGGGCAGUGUAUCCGCGAUUGGAACGGAGGCUGGAGCAACGGACUCGCCCGCGUCAAAGCAUGCAGAAACCCUCUACAAGUCUCCGAUGCAGCCCGUUGUUUCAUCGUCUGGAACGCAGGCAGAAGGUGAAGCUACGCCAGCGGACACCAUCGGCAUGACCUAUGAUGCGCACUUGAAGCAAAUAAGCGCUGAGCUCGCGGGCAAGUCUCAGCCAGCUAUAGAAAAAGAAAAGGUUGUCGAAUCGCCGAGUGUGACCCAACCAGCGGUCCAAGAAGAAUCGAAACAGAAAGAGGAUGAGCCGUCCAAUGAAAAGGCUGUUGCGGCAAAGCCAAAGGCAUCUCCUGUGGUUUCGCUUGCCCAGCUGGUCAUCGGAUCAUCUCCAGCAUCCCAACCUGUUAAAGAGCAAAACGAGCAACCGUUUAUUCAGGUCAAGAAGCGGGCGUCUGCUGCGCAGGUUGCCGCUUCAAGUCUUCCAACGCCAACUUCACCAUCGACGACUGCACCUGUGGCUAGUCCUACCGCGCCUGCUGCCCCAGCGAAGAUGACCGUACCGCUGGCAUCUCUCGUGACGAACCCAUCUCCUGCGGCUUCGACUCCACCAGCGCCAGCACCAGCUCCGCGUGCUUGGGCUACCGUCGUCAACAAGGAUGAACCAAAAACACUCAAGGAGAUUCAAGAGGCGGAAGCCAAAAAGGCAAAGGAGGCCCAAAAGGUCAGACCAUCGGCGCCACCUGUUGUAACGACCAGUUCGUCUUCUAGCAAGGAUGGAGAUCUUGGAACUCUUUCAUGGGGGCUCCCGACGUCUAUGGCUGGAGCGAGAAAUGCCACCACGCCCAAGGAAGCUCAUUCUCCCAGCACAAACAAUCCUCCCCCUGCUGUAUGGGCCAACGCUGCCAAGGCUGGUGCUGCUGGAGGGAAAAAGGCAAUGACGAUGAAGGAUAUUCAGGAGGAAGAGGAACGAAGGAAGAAGAAGGAGCGUGAAGCAGUAACGACGGCUAAGCGGGUCAGCGAAAAGCCUCCGCCACCUGCCAAUGCUCCUGCCGUCGGAGGUCCAUGGGCGACGGUUGGUCCCGGUGGACGAGCGACCCGACCCAACACGGCGAGCUCUACGACGCAACCUGUCGCCACUGGUAUUGCAGGUCUCCCGCCACGACCCUCGGCUGCUGCUAUUGCGAGCUCCGGGAUGCGUGCGCCUCAUGUAACCUCUGCUGUUGCGUCGAUGGGAGCUACACCUGCUGCUGGACCAGCACCCAGGCGUCCUGCUUCUGCUUCCACCACGAGCUCUGCUGUCACAAAGCCUGCUGUCGCUCCGUCACCUAUCGAUGAUGCCGUGCAUUCGAUCAGCGCGGAGACGCUCAAAUGGAUGAGGGAUACGUUAAAGGGAAAGCUUCAGAAUGGCAUUACUGUGGAUGAGGUUGUUGGUCUUGUGCUCAAUAUGCAAGAAGAGGACGAUAUCGCCGACACUAUUUGGCAAUCGAGCACCGUUUUGCCCGGCAAGCACUUUGCAUCCGAGUUUAUCGAGCGUCGCAACGCCGACAGGAUGGGCGGCGCCACGAGCAGCUCUCGCGGCGCUCCCCGUGGAGGGAAUGUCAGCAGCGGGACCGAAUCGUCCAGGCUUCAGCCGGGUGCAUCGCAGGACACGCUCGGCUACAAGGUCGUGAAGAAGAAGGGCAAGAGUGGAAAGGCGUAA
Serendipita indica DSM 11827 is the source of this 4074-nucleotide messenger RNA. Lineage: Eukaryota; Fungi; Basidiomycota; Agaricomycetes; Sebacinales; Serendipitaceae. The record is from the annotation of a GenBank genome assembly.